AUGGCUAACAAGGUCAGUACAAGACCGGUCUGUCCCCGUCCUCCCCUUGUAGCCUCGGAUCACGACUUGGACGUUGUUCCGAACCAGAGUGGAAGCCUGCGUUCUGUCCAACUACCAAAGGCGCAGCAGCUAUGGCGCGUCAUCCGGCUUCCUUCGGUUUCCUUGUCGUCCAACUAUUUCUGCUGCUCGCUGCGCUACCCUUCGUAGCAUCGGCAAAGUUAGAGUCCACUGGCAUUUCCGUAAGGCUCAACCAAAUUGACUAUUAUAUCUCGCCUUUUCCCGCUGCCAAUGUCACAGUAGGCCUUGACGACCUCAGCAAUGUACCGACCGUCUUCGGCUUCAAGCCGGUGACCGUGGUGGGCACACCGACGGUCAAGUCGGAUCUGGCCGCUCUGUUCAAGAACUGGACAUCAACCGACGACGUUUUCAACAGGGGCUUCAUCAAUGCCGUUUUCCUGGCUGGAGCUGAUGCGGUCUCGAACCAGGUCAUCUUCAACUCGUGCACCUCAGGAUCAGUCAUAUUGCCCCUUGACGCACACCCUGGAAGCGCCGUGCCUUCAGGACCAUACUUCCUCGAGACCGCAACUGGGCGCCUUUUCCCCGUCUACAGGCUCUACGUCGACUUCGCGGGCGCCUUCUCCACGUCCCUGCUGCAGCGCCCAGACGGUGGCUUUCAGCCGCUGUCGGCCCAGGUUCAGUCGUCAUCAUCCCUGACCAUCGGUGUGCCCAGUCGGCUCUACUACACUCGAACGGCCGAUAAGCCGCUUGCAGGUGUGCGAAUAGGAGUCAAGGAUAUCUUCGCCCUCAAGGGCGUCAAGCAGUCGAAUGGCAACAGGGCCUGGUACCAGCUGUACCCUGCUGCGGAGCAGACGGCACCGGCCAUUCAGAGACUCAUCGACGCCGGGGCCGUCAUGAUCGGGUUGCAAAAGCCAAGCCAGUUCGCCAACGGAGAGAGUCCCACGGCCGACUGGGUUGACUACCACGCGCCGUACAACCCACGCGGCGAUGGCUACCAGGACCCGAGCUCUUCAUCUUCGGGUGCGGGAGCAUCGGUGGCGAGCUACGACUGGCUUGAUAUUGCCAUCGGGUCGGACACGGGUGGCUCCAUCCGCGGGCCUGCCAGCGUGGGCGGCAUUUUCGGGAACCGUCCCAGUCACGGACUGGUCACCCUCGACGGCGCCAUGCCGCUGUCCCCUUCGCUCGACACGGUCGGUUUCCUACUGCGGGAUCCCCAUCUUUGGGAUGUUGCCAACAAUGUAAUAUUUUCAGGCAACUACACUUCGGUUGUCAAGGCGAGCUACCCAAAGCGCAUCCGUACCGUAGGGUUCCCGGCUGCCAACGCCACGGAGCCCUGGGCAGUGCUGUUGAAUGGGUUUGUUCAGAAGCUGGCAAGCCUUGUGGGAAAUGACAGCAGUGUUGAGCCCAUGGAUCUCAACAACGAGUGGAUAAGAUCCGGUCCAGCCGACGUCAAGGGGACCACGUUGUCUCAGAUGUUCGGGGCCACCUACGCUGUAAUCAUCAGCAAACACCAAACGGAGCUGGUGCGGGAUCCCUUCUACCGGGACUAUGCCGCCGCUUUCGACGGCCGCAGACCUUUUGUCAACCCGGCUCCCCUCGCGCGCUGGGCAUAUGGCGACAGCCUGCCUGCGACUGCCCUCUCCGACGCCCUCCGUAACAAGACAAUCUUCAAGGAUUGGUUUAAUGACUUGGUUCUUCCCCGAGUGUCCGAUGAGGCGCAGUGCACGUCAUCCAUCGUUCUGUAUCCCGCCUCCACCGGCUCCGGGCAGUCGUACCGCAACCGAUACUCAGGCCCGCCCAGCGUGCCGAUAGGUUUCGCCACGAGCCGCGCCAGCGUGUUCGCCGAGGUCCCCGACAGCGUGUUCCCUCUGGGUGAAGUGGUUGCGAGAAGCAACAUUAGUGCCCAUGACGAGCUGUAUCCGGUCGGCGUGAAUGUGCUUGUCGCCAAGGGGUGUGAUGGGCUGCUGGCCAGGCUGGCGGCGGAUCUGAUAGAUGCUGGUGUGCUGAAGGUUCCAAAGGCUGGCAGGACCAUGGAGGGCGGCGUGCCUGCCAUGAGGUAG
Molecule: messenger RNA, 2078 nt
Organism: Pyricularia pennisetigena
Lineage: Eukaryota; Fungi; Ascomycota; Sordariomycetes; Magnaporthales; Pyriculariaceae
Exons: 2
Coding region: 132-2078 (648 amino acids)
Source: RefSeq, a predicted model, not a curated record